AUGAGAUUCCAGUUUUUCAUACACUUUUACUACAUCAUCAUCGUAUUUGCAAGUAGUAAUACAGCGCAACAUUUUAAAGACACAGGGGUCAGGUUGAUUACAUCGUUGAAAGAUUUGGACAAUAAUACGACACAUGCAGAACUGGUGGCAGAAAAAAUCCCAAUUAUUGAGGAGCAGUUACACAAUGUCAGCACAAAGUAUGAGCAUCAUGCUUUUAUUCUGAAGGGGCUAGAAGCAGUCUUAAACCGCAAAGUAGAAAGUUUGACCAUUAAUGGGACUGAAUCGCUCGAUACAGAAUUUGAAAAAGUGGAAAAGUCACUUGAUAUGGCCUUGAAUAUCUCGCCGUUCGAAUAUAUUAGAAAAUUCAAGGAGCUGUCCAAGGAAAAGGUGGUCGAAGCCCUAGAGGACCUCAACAGAGAACAGAAUCGGGUGAUUAUAAGCGGUAAUAGAGAAGAAGAAGAAGAAGAAGAAAAGGCGGCAAAAGAAAAACGCAAGCGUUUAGAUAAAAUAAAAAGAAUUUUGACGGUAAGUCUAUUAGAACUAGGUCUAGCUCAAGGCGUUGCUGAUUUAUGCGCAUUGGCGCCUUUCGCAUGUCUUCUUGGGGUAACAGUUGGAAGUGUUGGAUUUAUAUUUUGGUUGGCAUUGAUAUAUAAAGCUAUUCAGUAG
This is a messenger RNA of Saccharomyces eubayanus, 666 nucleotides long. It is a transcript of the gene LOH1, whose product is annotated as Loh1p. The record is from RefSeq and is a predicted model, not a curated record. The coding region runs from base 1 to 666 and encodes 221 amino acids. The transcript has a single exon. NCBI's taxonomy places the organism in Eukaryota, Fungi, Ascomycota, Saccharomycetes, Saccharomycetales, Saccharomycetaceae.